This is a messenger RNA of Aspergillus nomiae NRRL 13137, 1185 nucleotides long. RefSeq lists its product as uncharacterized. Gene Ontology annotation, biological process: transmembrane transport. The transcript is spliced from 3 exons. Gene Ontology annotation, cellular component: membrane. NCBI's taxonomy places the organism in Eukaryota, Fungi, Ascomycota, Eurotiomycetes, Eurotiales, Aspergillaceae. Bases 1 to 1185 code for a protein of 394 amino acids. Gene Ontology annotation, molecular function: transmembrane transporter activity. The record is from RefSeq and is a predicted model, not a curated record.
AUGGUAUCGAACAAUGAAUUCGGCGCGCUUCAUCUAGAGUCGGACCUGAGCAAGGAACUUCUCCCCCGCAAAGAAGUGGACUACAAUGCUCUUACUCAGCGCCAUGAUAGCACUGAGGUUUGUUAUUCGUUUCCACAAGACUCACAUAAGGCGAAGACUAAGAGGUUCCGGCAAAGCUUUCUUACAUCUACUAUCGUCUCGCCGGCAGCAUCUCACAUCACAUCUGAGUUUCACGUUGAAUCAGCCAUCCUUUCCUCCCUGAUAACCACUAUAUUUGUACUCGCCUAUAUGUUUGGCCCGCUUAUUCUAUCUCCUCUCAGCGAGCUGUAUGGCCGUCGUCUGAUACUUAACUGUACCAACGCCGUCUUCACCCUGUCCCAUAUUGGCUGUGCGCUAGCACCAAACGCUGGAACAUUCCUCGCAUUCCGCAUAAUAUCUGGCCUUGCAGGGUCGGUAAGUCUAUCUGUUGGGGGAGGAAUAGUUCCGGACCUUUUCGAUGUUCAUGAACGCGGUGUGCCUAAUGCAUUAGUCACGACGGGGUCAUUGUUCGGGCCUGUAUUAGGGCCUCUUUUUGGGGGAAUAAUCACACAAAGAGCCGGUUGGCGAUGGAUAUUCUGGGUUCUUCUCAUCGCCUGCGCAGUUGUGUCAAUUGCCAUGGCGGCUUUCACACUAGAAACGAAUGCAGCGGUGAUAAUCCGUCACAAGGCAUCAAAAUUACGAAAGGAAACCGGCAGAGAAGAUCUCCAGAGCGCAUACGACUCCGAAAAAACCUCCACCAGUUUCAACAAUCCUUGGCUCCUAGUAGGUCAUGCAAUUUCCCGCCCCUGGAAAAUGCUCCUCCAUUCCCCUCUGUUGGUCAUCCUUUGCAUCAUGGUAGGCCUCAUCUCAGGUCUACUCUAUACCCUCCUUACAACCACCUCUUCCUUCUUUCAAGAGUUUUACAGGUGGUCUCUCGAGACCGCUGGUCUUGCAUAUAUGGGCCUCGGUCUUGGCAGCCUGGUCGGUCUUAUAGUGUUUGCGAAGACUUCCGAUCUCCUCACCGUCCGGCUCACCAAGGCAAACAAUGGUAUCUUUCAGCCCGAGAUGCGCAUAGUGACGGCGUUCCUCCCGGCACUGUUCAUACCAGUGAGCUUUUUUGGUACGGCUGGUCCACGCAAGCCCAGACGCAUUGGAUUGUUCCGUUGA